AUGUUCGCGUAUUUCUAUGCGCGGACACUUGCCGCCGGGGUAGAUCCCAAUUCGGUAUGCGAACCUGAGAGUACACGAUGGAUAGAAGGGAGACUAAUUCCACUUGUCAGUUUGGUCACCCCCACCAGUCCCGCCGUCGUCGCCGCCGCCGUCGUCGCCAAGGGGCACGGCACCCCACGGGCGACAACAAUGCCAUUGGAGAUCACGCUUGUCAUCCCUCCAGUGGAAGUGUUGGUCACUCCAUUCGAACUAUGUUGUGCCAAUUCAAUGGCUCUCGCAGUUGAUCUCGCAUGA
This is a messenger RNA of Penicillium cataractarum, 294 nucleotides long. RefSeq lists its product as uncharacterized. The coding region runs from base 1 to 294 and encodes 97 amino acids. The record is from RefSeq and is a predicted model, not a curated record. NCBI's taxonomy places the organism in Eukaryota, Fungi, Ascomycota, Eurotiomycetes, Eurotiales, Aspergillaceae. The transcript has 2 exons.